This is a messenger RNA of Penaeus indicus, 567 nucleotides long. Its product is annotated as ubiquitin-conjugating enzyme E2 R2-like. The coding region runs from base 1 to 567 and encodes 188 amino acids. The record is from RefSeq and is a predicted model, not a curated record. Lineage: Eukaryota; Metazoa; Arthropoda; Malacostraca; Decapoda; Penaeidae. The transcript is spliced from 5 exons. Gene Ontology annotation, biological process: ubiquitin-dependent protein catabolic process; protein polyubiquitination. Gene Ontology annotation, molecular function: ubiquitin conjugating enzyme activity.
AUGUGGAAAUGCUCGGUUGGAGGAGCGCUGGUUGCACACGUGAAAUUUCCGCCCGACUACCCGUACUCGCCGCCGUCGGUGCGGUUCCUGACCAAAGUGUGGCACCCCAACGUCUACGAGAACGGCGACCUGUGCAUCUCCAUCCUCCACCCGCCCGUGGACGACCCUCAGAGCGGGGAGCUGCCGUGCGAGCGCUGGAACCCCACGCAGAAUGUGCGCACAGUUUUGCUGUCGGUGAUCUCCUUGCUAAAUGAACCCAACACAUAUUCUCCUGCCAACGUUGAUGCCUCGGUCAUGUAUCGCCGCUGGAGGGAUUCUAAGGGCAAGGACAAGGAAUAUGAAAAUAUAAUCAGGAAACAAGUGACUUCAUCGCGCAGUGAGGCUGAGCGUGACGGCGUCGUAGUUCCACUGACUCUAGAAGAUUACUGUAUCAAGACCAAGGUCAAGCCUGAUACAGAACCCGUAGAUAUGGCGGACUUCUAUGACGACGACUAUGAUAUUGAUGAUGACGAUGAUGAUGAUGAGGAGCUUUCAGAUAAUGGUAAGCAUGGUGGCUUGUUGUCGUAG